AUGGCCGCCGCGUCCCUGUCUCCCUCCGGCGGGGAGAAGAAAUACUGGUGGCUCACCAACAGAAAGAUGGUGGAGCGAUACGUGAGGGAAGCUAAAAUGCUGAUCGCGACGCAGGAGCAAGGCGAGAUUGCGGCGGCGCUGGGGCUUCUGGAAGCGGCGCUCGCGAUGGCGCCGCGCAUGGAGGUGGCGCUGGAGAUGAAGGCGCGGUGCCUCCUGCAUCUCCGGCGGUUCAAGGAGGUGGCCGAUAUGCUGCAGGAUUACAUCCCCAGCCUGAAAAUGCCUGUAUCCGACGAAACGUCUUCUUCCGGCUCGUCCGACGGCUCGUCGACGCAGCUAUCGAGGGAGCGAGUCAAGCUUCUGUCCUCCGCCGGAGAUUCGCUUGGCGAGGCCGAACCGGCUUUCAGAUGCUUUUCCGUUUCCGAUUUGAAGAAGAAGGUCAUGGCCGGGCUCUGCAAAAACGUGGAGAAAGAAGGUCAAUGGAGAUACUCCGUACUCGGCCAGGCGUGCUGCCAUCUCGGCCUGAUGGAGGAAGCAAUGGUCCUCCUCCAGACCGGAAAACGCCUCGCCGCCGCCGCCUUCCGCCGCGAGAGCAUCUCCCUCCCGGACGACAUAUUCUCCUUCAACCGACUCCCCCUCUCCAGCGACCCCUCCCACCCCCAAAACCCUCCACGGACCGAGUCCGACAGCAUCACCCACCUCCUCUGCCACAUCAAGCUCCUCAUUCGCCGCAAAACCGCCGCCGCCGCCGCCCUUGACGCCGGUCUCCACUCAGAGGCCAUCCGUCACUUCUCGAAAAUCCUCGACGGCCGCCGAGGAGCCCCUCAGAACUUCCUCUCCGAGUGCUACGUCCACCGAGCCUCCGCCUACAGGUCCGCCGGCCGCAUAGCUGAAGCCAUUGCAGACUGCAACAAAGCACUAGCCCUCGACACUUCCUCCAUAGACGCCCUCACAACCCGAGCCGCCCUUUUUGAGACCAUACGAUGCUUUCCCGACAGCCUUCACGACCUCGAACACCUCAAACUCCUCUACAACUCAAUCCUCCGUGACCGCAAGCUUCCGGGGCCCGUCUGGAGAAGGCAGAGCGUGAUGUACCGUGAAAUUCCCGGGCGAUUAUGCUCGUUAGCUUCGAAAAUCCAGCAACUGAAGCAGAGACUUGCGGCAGGCGAGUCGAGCAAUGUCGAUUAUUACGCACUGAUUGGAUUACGAAGGGGAUGCUCGAGAUCGGAAUUGGAAAGGGCCCAUUUGCUGUUGAUGUUGAAGCACAAGCCCGACAAGUCUUCGGGCUUCAUGGAGAGGUGUGAAUUUGCAGACGAGAAGGAAAUCGAGUCGGUUAAGGAUCGAGCCAGAAUGUCGGCCUUGUUGCUGUAUAGGUUGAUUCAGAAAGGGUAUACGAGUUUGAUGGCAGCAAUUUUGGAAGAGGAGUCUGCCGAAAAGCAGAGGAAAAAGGCUGUUGCUGGAGUUGUGGAAACUCCGGUGAUGGCGCUGCCUCCGGCAGCGGCGGCCGGGAAUGACAAAAACAACGAGGACAACAAAAAUGCUAAAAAUAGUAAUGUGAGUGGGAAUGACAAAAAGGCCCCCAUCACAACUCCACCAGCUUCAGUUUUCCAAGGGGUUUUUUGUAGGGACCUUGCGGUGGUCGGUAAUUUGCUGUCUCAGGCAGGGUUUAAUCGUCCAAUUACAGUGAAAUAUGAGGCAUUGAGCUGUUGA
Striga hermonthica is the source of this 1707-nucleotide messenger RNA. NCBI's taxonomy places the organism in Eukaryota, Viridiplantae, Streptophyta, Magnoliopsida, Lamiales, Orobanchaceae. The record is from the annotation of a GenBank genome assembly.